Phyllostomus hastatus (greater spear-nosed bat) is the source of this 535-nucleotide messenger RNA. RefSeq names its product NADH:ubiquinone oxidoreductase subunit B7 (gene NDUFB7). The transcript has 3 exons. Gene Ontology annotation, cellular component: mitochondrion. The record is from RefSeq and is a predicted model, not a curated record. Lineage: Eukaryota; Metazoa; Chordata; Mammalia; Chiroptera; Phyllostomidae. Bases 73 to 450 code for a protein of 125 amino acids.
AUAAAAGGAGAGUGCUUCCGGGUAGGAACGAGGUGACCCCAGCUGCCGCCGGAAUCUGUGGCGACAGCAACCAUGGGGGCGCACCUGGCCAGGCGCUACCUGGGCGACCCCUCAGUGGAGCCCGACCCCCUGCAUAUGCCCACCUUCCCUCCCGACUACGGCUUCCCUGGGCGCAAGAAGCGCGAGAUGGUGGCCACGCAGCAGGAGAUGAACGAUGCACAGCUGGUGCUCCAGCAGCGAGACUACUGCGCCCACUACCUCAUCCGGCUACUCAAGUGCAAGCGUGACAGCUUCCCCAACUUCCUAGCCUGCAAGCAUGAGCAGCAUGACUGGGACUACUGCGAGCACCUUGACUACGUGAUGCGAAUGAAAGAGUUUGAGCGGGAGCGACGGCUGCUGCAGCGGAAGAAGCGGCGGGAGCAAAGGGAGGCAGAUCUGGCCAGAGGCUAGGGGCCUGCAAGGUGGCCCUGUAGUGGGCCCACCCACUACCCGAUGGACCAGUGGAGAAAUAAAAGCCUCCAGGCCCUUAGCCCAA